Molecule: messenger RNA, 2716 nt
Organism: Magnolia sinica
Lineage: Eukaryota; Viridiplantae; Streptophyta; Magnoliopsida; Magnoliales; Magnoliaceae
Product: golgin candidate 4
Exons: 15
Coding region: 1-2382 (793 amino acids)
Biological process (GO): Golgi organization; endoplasmic reticulum to Golgi vesicle-mediated transport
Cellular component (GO): Golgi apparatus
Molecular function (GO): small GTPase binding
Source: RefSeq, a predicted model, not a curated record
AUGAUGCGGAGUACGAUCGCUACCUACAAAGAGAACCUGUCUCAGAUCGCUCUCGACGUCCAAGAUGCCGCCGAAGAGCUCGAGAUCUACAGAUCUGCUGCUGGCGAAGACGCUUCUGUUGCUGAUCGCCGGAUUUCUCACCGAUUCGCCCAAUCCAAGUCGCCGCAGUGGUCUCCCUUUCCCAAUGGAGUCGAUUCGGGCUUCAAAGCCGAGAUUGAGCAAUACAAAGCAGAAAUUCAGAGGCUUCAAACAUCCGAGGCUGAAAUUAAGGCAUUGUCAGUCAAUUAUGCAGCUAUACUUAAGGAGAAAGAGGAAGAACUUUCUAGAUUGAAUGAAGAAAAUGGCUUGUUGAGGAAAAAUUUGGCAGCUACAAAUGCCGUUGGUUAUGCAUCAAGAAAUGAAAGCCUCAGGACAUCGAUAAAUAAUUCAAGUGUGCACAAGGGUACUGGUGACAAAUCGCCUAGCCGGCAGCAAAGGCAUACUACUCAAGCAAGCAGUCGCCAUAUUGGAAACCACACACAAAAGGGCAUUCUUCCCAAACAAGAUGCGUUCAGCAAUGGUAGUGUGGAGGCUACUCAGUCCGAUGGAGUUCAAAGAAAGAUGGAGCUGAAACUUGUGAAUUUGCAAGGGGGUGAGAAGGAGUUUGCAGAUAUUCUAGAGGAGAACAGAGCUUUGGCAGCAAUUCGGGCUGAUCAUGAGUUGGAGAUAAAACAACUAAGGGCACAACUUGAAAAGGAACAUGAGAAUUUAGCGAACACAAUGCUAAAGUUACAAGGGGAAAGCAAGUUGAAUGAAUCGUCUCAAAAGGAGCUCCAUAUGUUAAAGAUGGAUAAGGACAAAACAUCUAUGGAGAUGAAGGAACUACGCAUCGAACUGAAUGAUAAAGUAUCAGAGAUGGAACGACUGCAAUCUGAGUUGAACAGAAGAGAAUUGGAAGAAGAAACAGAGGAACCUGCUAAGAGUAGUUUGAAAACUGUUAUUGCGACCUUAGAGAAGGAGAAUGCCAAUCUUAAGAGAGAGAAAGUUGAUCUUGAGGCUGCUUUGGAACGGUCUAUGAAGCACAAACCAAAUGGUGGAAAUUAUUUAGAUGAUUCACAUAAGCAUUCAAGUAAUUUAAAUGAGGCACAUGCAUCUGAAAAUUUGCUUGGGAAAGAAGACAUGUCACAGUCAGUGCUAUCAUUGACAAAAGCUUUGAAGGAUGCCUGCCGAGAAAGGGACAAGGCAUUGCAGGAAUUGGCCCGACUCAAGCAGCACCUGUUGGAUAAGGAACUUGAAGAAUCAGAUAAGAUGGAUGAGGACAGCAAAAUCAUUGAGGAACUUCGAGCAAAUUCUGAACAUCAAAAGGCUCAGAUAUUACGUUUGGAGAAAUCUCUGAAGCAGGCAAUAUCAAGUCAGGAGGAGAUUAAGAGGGUCAACAGUGAUGAAAUUCAGAAGUUGAAUGAAAUAAUCAAUGACCUAAAGAACAAACUUGCAAGCUGUACUAGCAUAAUUGAUUCGAAAAAUAUCGAACUGUUGAAUCUUCAGACUGCUCUAGGCCAGUAUUAUGCUGAAAGUGAAGCAAAGGAACGCCUGGGAAGAGAUUUGGCUGUGGCAAGAGAAGAAACAGCUAAACUUUCUGAGCUAUUAAAGGAUGCAAACCAAAGGAUGGAGAUAUCAAAGCGGGAAAAAGAAGAAUUAUUGGCUAAGCUUUCGCAUGCUGAAAGGUUGUUAUUAGAGGGAAAACAUACAGUACAAAAGGUCGAGGAAGACAAUUUAAAACUGCGUCGUGGCCUGGAGCAGAGCAUGACAAGACUUAGUAGGAUGUCAAUGGAUUCUGAUUACUUUGUUGACAGGCGGAUCGUGAUCAAACUACUGGUGACCUAUUUUCAGAGAAAUCACAGCAAAGAGGUUCUGGAUCUGAUGGUCCGCAUGCUGGGUUUCUCUGAGGAAGACAAGAAAAGAAUAGGCUUUGCUCAGCAAGUUGCAGGCAAAGGUGUUGUUCGUGGUGUCUUGGGUCUACCUGGACGCCUUGUUGGUGGCAUCCUUGGAGGAGGCUCAUCCGAUGUGUCAGCAGCUCAUGGGCCAUCUGAAAACCAGUCAUUUGCAGACCUGUGGGUUGAUUUCCUUCUCAAAGAAACUGAAGAAAGAGAGAGAAGGGUAACCGCCGAAGCAGGUGGGGCACCAGAGAGAACUCCCGAGCAGUGGACAAGCAAUCCUAGUUCUGGCUCCAGUUACCUAAGAGUAAGUUCUCCCGCAAACCAGAUUCCUAGCCCCCUGUCCAUGAGAGGGAAUCAGCUCUCCGAACAGUUGGAUACUGAGUUCUCAACAGUUCCUCUUACAUCGUCAGCUUCUCUGUUGCCAGAAAACAGUUCAAGAGCCUCCAGACUGCUUCCCAGAUACUAAGGAUUUGUGGAUGUGUGUAAUUAAGGUACAGAUUAUUACUGUUGGGUGGUAUACAGUUUAAUAGAAAUUUUCAGGCGAUUCAUUCAUUUUGGUUAGAUGAGGGAUUGAUGGGGGGCUGUUGUAUUGCCUUAUAGCAUAGCAAUAAGCUUUUUAAGUUCGAGGACAUUGCCUGAUUUCUCUUGCCUUUACUGCUGCUGAUGGAACAUAGAUCCCAGAUUUUUGGAUUGUUCGUACUGUCAUUCUCCGAACUUCUCAGGUGUCCCCUUUUUCUUGUUUUAAAAAACAUGAAAUGGCUUCGAAAUAAAUUUCAAAAUGGAAAUGAUAGUUUAGUUUA